Molecule: messenger RNA, 1688 nt
Organism: Solanum verrucosum
Lineage: Eukaryota; Viridiplantae; Streptophyta; Magnoliopsida; Solanales; Solanaceae
Product: nuatigenin 3-beta-glucosyltransferase-like
Exons: 1
Coding region: 19-1488 (489 amino acids)
Molecular function (GO): UDP-glycosyltransferase activity
Source: RefSeq, a predicted model, not a curated record
UUUUCUAGUGUGGUAGCCAUGGAUAACGGGAGCAAGCAACUGCACGUCCUCUUCCUUCCUUACUUCGCCACUGGUCAUAUCAUUCCAUUAGUUAACGCCGCCAGGCUAUUCGCCUCUCACGGCGGCGUCAAAGUUACCAUUCUCACUACCCACCACAAUGCUUCCCUCUUCCGAUCUUCUAUUGACAAUUCCCUAAUCUCUAUCGAUACUCUUAAGUUCCCCUCCACUGAAGUUGGGUUGCCUGAAGGGAUUGAAAAUUUCAGCUCCACCUCUUCAAAUGAAAUCGGGGGUAAAGUAUUUCACGGAAUUUAUCUUCUGCAGAAACCAAUGGAAGAUAAAAUUCGUGAAAUCCAUCCUGAUUGUAUCUUCUCUGAUAUGUAUUUCCCAUGGACUGUCGAUAUUGCCCUGGAGCUCAAAAUCCCCAGGCUAUUGUUCAACCAAUCUAGCUACAUGUACAAUUCCAUUCUGUAUAAUCUUAGGCUUUACAAACCUCAUGAAAAACUCAUCAAUCAGAUGGAAUAUUCCAAAAGUACUAAUUUCUCGGUUCCGGAUUUACCUGAUAAGAUCGAGUUCAAGCUAUCGCAACUUACAGACGAUCUGGUAAGGCCUGCGGAUGAGAGGAAUGCUUUUGAUGAAUUGCUCGAUCGAACCAGAGAAUCUGAGGAUCUAAGCUACGGUAUCGUUCAUGAUACUUUUUACGAGCUAGAACCUGCCUACGCUGACUACUAUCAGAAGAUGAAGAAAACCAAAUGUUGGCAAAUUGGUCCCAUUUCCUAUUUUUCUUCCAAAUUAUCCCCAAGAAAAGAACUGAUUAAUUCUUCUGAUGAAAGUAACUCAUCUGCCGUUGUUGUAGAGUGGUUGAAUAAACAUAAGCACAAAUCGGUCCUCUACGUCUCUUUCGGGAGCAUAGUUAGAUUCCCAGAGGAGCAACUCGCUGAAAUCGCAAAAGCUUUAGAAGCUUCUACCGUCCCUUUCAUUUGGGUAGUGAAGGAGGACAAAUCAGCAAAAACCACGUGGUUACCGGAGAGUUUGUUCGAUGAGAAAAAAGGUCUGAUUAUUAAUGGGUGGGCGCCGCAACUAACCAUCUUAGAUCAUUCAGCAGUAGGAGGAUUCAUGACACACUGUGGAUGGAAUUCGGUGCUUGAAGCUAUCAUCGCUGGGGUGCCGUUGGUGACGUGGCCAGUGUUCGCUGAACAAUUCUACAAUGAAAAACUUGUGGACGUUAUGGGGCUAGGAGUGAAAGUAGGGGCAGAAGUACAUAGCUCCGACGGAGGUGUUGAGAUAUCGAGCCCUGUGUUAAGAAGCGAAAAGAUAAAAGAAGCAAUUGAGAGGUUAAUGGAAAGUCAGAAAAUAAGAGAGAAAGCAGUGAGUAUGAGUAAGAUGGCUAAAAAUGCAGUGGAAGAAGGUGGAUCUUCAUGGAACAAUCUUACUGCACUUAUAGAUGAUAUCAAAAAUUUUACUUCUUCUUCAUUGAAGAUCAUGGAUUAACAGCUUAAAGUUUUGAUUAGGGCUUGGCAUAAACAUCGAGAAAUCGAAACACCAAACUGAAUCGAAUUAUUUUGGUUUCCAUAUUUCGGUAUUCGAUAUAUAUUUUCAUAACUUUUGGUAUUUUGGUUCGAUUUUCGGUAUGUAAUUUUGUAUUAUUCGGUUUUCCGAAAUAUAUUAUAUUGUAUUAUUAAUAUUAUUAA